GUUCUCUACCCUCCAGGACCCCAAGCCUGAGGGCGUGUACCCAGAGAAGGGGCCUGCUAUCGGGGGCACGGAUAGCAGUAUUACUAAUGUAUUGUAUUUGUAUUGUGUUGUGUUUGUGUACCCUCCAGGACCCCAAGCCUGAGGGCGUGUACCCAGAGAAGGGGCCUGCUAUCGGGGGUACCAUCAUCAGCAUCAGUGGGCAGGACCUGGAUACCGCAUCCCAACACGACAUCAGCAUCACCAUAGGAGGAGUCCCAUGCACUGUCUUGUCGUUUGGUGAGGUGAUCACCUGUAAGACGGGUAAGUACAUGGGUCAGCGCAUCCCCACCGACCGACUUCCUGUCACCGUGCAUUAUGGGAAGGCCACCACUAAAGAGAUGGCCGCCAGCUUCCAGUACGCCGAGGACCCCAAGAUCUCCGAAUACCUCCCCAAAGCCAGCUUUGUAUGUGGAGGGCGUAACAUCACUGUGAUCGGCUCUGGCUUUGACCUCAUCCAGCACGCUGCCAUGGUGGUGCUGAUGUCCACAGACGACCCCAACAGUCAGCCCAUAAAGUUCCUUGAGGACGUGGUGAUCAAGAACGACUCUGUGUUGCUGUUCCGCUCGCCUCCCGUUCCCGAUGGCCAGGGGCUGGUGGACGUGGCGGCGCUGAGAACCGAAAUACAGCUGGACGACCUGCAGGUGGCGCUGGCCAACUUCCACUACCACCCCAACCCCACGUUCGACCAGCUGGCCAAGAACACCAUCUCAGAAACAUCCAUCAUCAGCGUCUCGGGUCGUGGUUUCUCCAAAGCGAUGACGGCUCGUGAGGCGGAGGCAUACGUAGGAGACGUCAGGUGCAACAUCACCAUCCUCAACGAGGACAAACUCUUCCUGGAAGCCCCCUCAACACACCCCAAAUCACGAUCACGACCCCCACGACAACGCAGAGAUACCAGCUCACAACCCCUAGACCUACUGAUUAAGUUUGGUAAUGGGGAGUGGCUGGUGGGGUCUGUUCAGUACGAGAGGAAGUAUGAAGCUCCGCUGGCCGCCAUCAUCCCUGGAGUCCUCAUCCCCAUGGUGCUGUUCAUCAUCUUCUCCGUCUACUGCUACAGGAGGAAGAGUCAGCAGGCUGAGAGGGAAUAUGAGAAGGUCAAACACCAGCUGGAGAACCUGGAGGAGAGCGUACGGGACAGAUGCAAAAAGGAGUUCACAGACCUGAUGAUUGAGAUGGAGGACCACACCAGUGACCUGAGUGAGGCGCGUAUCCCCUUCCUGGACUACAAGAACUACACGGACCGAGUCUUCUUCCUCCCGUCCAAAGAUGGCGCUAACGACGUCAUGAUCACCGGACGCCUCGACAUCCCAGAAGCCCGCCGGGCCACCGUGGCCCAGGCCCUCAACCAGUUCUCAAACCUACUCAACAGCAAGACCUUCCUCAUCAAUUUUAUCCGCACGUUGGAGAGUCGUCCGGACUUCAACCCGCGUGCGCGCGUCUAUUUCGCCUCCCUCCUCACGGUGGCGCUACACGGUAAGCUGGAGUACUACACGGAUAUCAUGAGGACCCUGCUGCUGGAGAUGAUGGAGGAACACGUGCAGAGCAAGAACCCCAAACUCAUGUUGCGCAGGUCUGAGACGGUGGUGGAGAGGAUGCUGUGCAACUGGAUGUCGAUCUGCCUCUACCAGUGCCUCAAGGACACAGUAGGAGAGCCGCUAUAUAAGCUGUUUAAGGCCAUUAAGCAUCAGGUGGAGAAGGGACCGGUGGACGCCAAGAUGAAGAAAGCAAAAUACACACUCAACGACACGGGCCUACUGGGGGACGACGUGGAGUACUGCGUACUGACGCUCCAAGUCCUGGUCCAUGGCGAGGGUCCAGACGUGACUCCAGUGAAGGUUCUGAACUGUGACUCUAUCACACAAGUCAAGGAGAAGAUCAUCGAACAGGUCUACAGGAACCUCCCUUACUCACAGAGGCCGAAAGUGGAGAGCGUAGCAUUGGAGUGGCGUCCUGGGUCCACGGGGCAGAUCCUGUCAGACCUGGACCUCACUUCACAGAAGGAGGGCCGAUGGAAAAGAGUCAAUACGCUGGCACACUACAACGUGCGGGACAAUGCCACCCUGGUGCUGUCUAGAGUUCUACACACACAGCAGUCCUUCGACCAGAACCAGGACAGCCAUGAAGAACGCAACGCUCUGCUUGAGGAUGACAAGACGUUCCAUCUGGUGCGACCAGCUGACGAGCUGGAAGAAGUCAAGUCUAAACGAGGAGGAAGCAUCAAAGACAAGGCCACUACCAAAGCAAUCACCGAAAUAUACCUCACCAGACUGCUGUCCGUUAAGGGGACGUUGCAGCAGUUUGUGGAUGACUUCUUCAGGAGUGUGUUGUGUUCCGGCGCGGUGGUGCCCCCUGCUGUCAAGUAUUUCUUUGACUUCCUGGACGAGCAGGCGCAGAAAUAUGACGUGGACGAAGAAACCAUACACAUAUGGAAGACCAACAGUCUUCCUCUGCGUUAUUGGGUGAACAUCCUGAAGAAUCCUCAUUUCAUCUUCGAUGUCCAUGCGUCAGAGGUGGUGGACGCGUCUCUCUCCGUCAUCGCUCAGACCUUCAUCGACGCCUGCACCAAGACGGAACACAAACUCACCAGGGAAUCUCCGAGUAACAAGCUCCUCUAUGCAAAGGAGAUCUCCACAUACAAGAAGAUGGUGGACGAUUACUACAAGGGCAUCCGCCAGCUGGUAUCAGUCAGCGACCAAGACAUGAACACACACCUAGCGGAAAUAUCACGGUCCCAUACGGACACGCUGAAUACCCAGGUGGCUCUGCAUCAGCUCUACCAAUACGCCAGCAAAUACUACGACGGGAUCAUCGCGUCUCUGGAUGAGGAUCCGGCCGCCCAGAGCAAACAGCUGACUCUCCGACUCCAACAGAUCGCCGCCGCGCUAGAGAACAAGGUCACCGACCUCUAAUGAAGGUCACGACCUCUACGGGGGGUCACCUGGGGGUCAUCAAUCUCUACGAGGGGGUCAUCUGAUAGUCAUUGAC
Engraulis encrasicolus (European anchovy) is the source of this 3024-nucleotide messenger RNA. RefSeq names its product plexin-B2-like. The transcript is spliced from 21 exons. Gene Ontology annotation, biological process: regulation of cell migration; semaphorin-plexin signaling pathway involved in axon guidance. The coding region runs from base 87 to 2948 and encodes 953 amino acids. Gene Ontology annotation, molecular function: semaphorin receptor activity. Gene Ontology annotation, cellular component: semaphorin receptor complex; plasma membrane. The record is from RefSeq and is a predicted model, not a curated record. NCBI's taxonomy places the organism in Eukaryota, Metazoa, Chordata, Actinopteri, Clupeiformes, Engraulidae.